AACCCGAGCCCGGAAACCCAUCGCCACAGAUUCACCCCCGCCCUUCGCGGCGCACCUAGCCCGCUUGAAUAUAAACUCACACUUCAAACUCCUCCGCGCGACCACUCUCUGGCUACGGUCUGAACUCCAAUUUCUUCAUCUUCUUCCUUGCUGUUAUGAUCUUUAACUUGUUAUGCUUCUACGCUCUUUAGGAGCUGUAAAUCUGCUUUCAGGAAAAGGGAUUGCGCAGUCUGUUGUUUUAGGUUAUUGUAACAAUACUUUUGUUGGCGGUGGAGGCUGUUUCAGAACCAUGAGUGAAGCUGGAAUCGACGGCGUUCCUGGAUCGCAUGUUCAAUCCACGCCGGAAGUCGAGAAAAAGUAUGUUCAUAGUGUUUAUGAUGCAAUUGCUCCGCAUUUCAGCUCAACUAGGUUUGCCAAGUGGCCGAAAGUGUCUGUUUUCUUGAAUUCUUUGCCGAUGGGUUCCCUUGUUUUGGAUGCCGGCUGCGGCAAUGGAAAGUACUUGGGAUUGAACCCCAAUUGCUUCUUCAUUGGGUGUGAUAUUAGUGCUCCGCUUGUGAACAUAUGUGCUGAUGGGGGACACGAGGUUUUAGUUGCAGAUGCUGUUAACCUCCCUUAUAGAUCUGGCUAUGGCGAUGCUGCAAUUUCAAUCGCCGUCUUGCAUCACUUGAGCACGGAAACAAGGAGGAAGAAAGCAGUAGAAGAAUUGGUACGCGUGGUUAAAAGGGGAGGCCUGGUUUUGAUCACGGUUUGGGCUAGGGAACAGGAAGAUGGAUCUUUGGUUAAGAAAUGGACGCCACUUACAGACAAGUAUUUAGAGGAAUGGGUGGCGCCAAGCAGCCCUCAGAUCCGCAGUUCAUCUUCUCGCUCUCUUGAAAGCAUUCCCGAGACUGAGGAAAAUGGGCAUUUGUUUUCUGGAACUGGAAAUGGUUCUUCUGUAGAAGAGCAGCAGGAGUUUUUUGUUCCUUGGCAUUUACCCUAUCACCGAGCUGAAGUGAGUGGUGCUUCUGCUUCUGCCAUUGCGAGUGGACUGGCAAAGAAAGAUGACAAGAAGGGUGCUGUCGUGUAUAACAGAUAUUAUCAUGUUUUUAGUGAAGGUGAACUAGAAAGGCUGGUAUCAGGUUUGGAUAAUGCUGUCAUUGCCGAUAGAUUCUAUGAUAAAUCAAAUUGGUGCAUUGUUCUUGAGAAGACAUCUUAGAGAAUAUAGCUAUGGAACAUUUACAUGGCCAAUCUUUGCUCUAUGGUGGGAAACUCACAAUAAGGUUUGCUUCUGAAUAGACACACACCAACAGCACAAUUCGGCACCGACUUUUUUUCAGGAUGGGUGGUCUAGAAGAAGAAAACUGCCGGUGAGCUGUUACUGAAGAACCCUUUUCUUAUGGGAGACUUCUUUUAUAUCCCAUCCAUUGUGAACUUUUAAAUGUCAAUUACCACUUGGAAUGUGUGUUGUUCAGAUCAUUUGUGUGGCUAUUUUUAGUUCUUUUUUAGUCACUUUUUUUGAAAGGAAAAAUUUACAGACAUUUUGAUUUGUGUAAUUUAUUUUAAUGUGGGCAAGGACGGACGUUCCCGUGUAAUAGAAUGAUAAAUACAGAGUACAUUU
Cuscuta campestris is the source of this 1597-nucleotide messenger RNA. Lineage: Eukaryota; Viridiplantae; Streptophyta; Magnoliopsida; Solanales; Convolvulaceae. The record is from the annotation of a GenBank genome assembly.